AUGCCUCCAUCAAUCGCACAUCUGGCUAAGGAGCCCGAGACUGACCUUACCUCAACUGAGGCCAAGAUCGAGUCUAACAUCAAGGAAAUCGCGUACCUCAAGAAUGAGCAGCGCAACUUCGCUCAACGCCUAGAUACACUGCAAGAAUCCCAUCAGGAGCUGCUGAAGAAGCUCAAUGCAAUCAAGACCGAGAAUUACAUUCAAGAGAUCAAUGGCUUGAAAGCCGAGAAGCAACUGCUCCAGCCAGACUCUGGUAUCUUCAGUGGAGAGGACGCACCAGACACCACGCCUACACCCAGCCGCAAGACUUUCCUACUUUCGAGCGCCAAGAUCAAGCGCAAGGUUGUCGUCGACGAUGACCCCGGAAGGUCCACACGCCGUAUCAAGACUGAAAGCGCCUCCAACUCCGACCAGGGUCACAAGCAUAUUCCAACCAUCGAUCAAUCCCGCGUUGCAGAUGCUGUAUCCGAGCGCCAACAUGUCGAACAGAUUGCUGAGGACGAAGACAAAGCAACCUCUGAGGCAUGGGAAAGGGAUGGCGGACGGCUGCGCGAGCAAUGGAAGAAGCAACUUAAGGAGUUCAACAAGAAGAACCCAGAGUGGCCCAAUAACAUUCAGACAUCUGGCUGCGUUCGUUCCGCCCUUUGGAACCAGAGCAAGUGCUACCUCACUACCGAAGACGAGGGUAGUUAUGCCUGCAAAACCUGUUGGAACACCGGUCACUUCUGUAUCGCCUGGGACAAGACCAGUGGAGACUUCUGGCUGCGUCCACAACUGCCUGCUGCAAGAGCUAAGGGCAAGAGCAACAUCGGUCCCUUCGACUUGGAGAUGUUCCACUCCAUGAAGACCACCCCGAGUCGUACUGACCUGCCAGCCUACUGGAAGAAAGAGUUUACCUCUUGA
Aureobasidium melanogenum CBS 110374 is the source of this 903-nucleotide messenger RNA. RefSeq lists its product as uncharacterized. Lineage: Eukaryota; Fungi; Ascomycota; Dothideomycetes; Dothideales; Saccotheciaceae. The transcript has 5 exons. The coding region runs from base 1 to 903 and encodes 300 amino acids. The record is from RefSeq and is a predicted model, not a curated record.